Messenger RNA from Candidozyma haemuli, 1215 nucleotides. RefSeq names its product putative aminopeptidase. The transcript has a single exon. The record is from RefSeq and is a predicted model, not a curated record. Gene Ontology annotation, molecular function: metalloexopeptidase activity. Gene Ontology annotation, biological process: proteolysis. The coding region runs from base 1 to 1215 and encodes 404 amino acids. Lineage: Eukaryota; Fungi; Ascomycota; Pichiomycetes; Serinales; Metschnikowiaceae.
AUGAAACUCACUACUUUCGUUGCUACGUUUGCGGCUGCCAACGCCAUAAGCUUCAAUGUGUAUGAUAACCUCUUCCACUCGUCCGUGCCAGACAGAAUUUUGAAGGUGGCCGAGGACUCGUACAUUGCUGCUUCUGAAGCUGAUAAGCUUAGACUCAGAAGAGAAGGAAAGCGGUUUAUUGAUGUUACUGACAGUUUGCCUGUUCAGGAGGCUGUGAACAAGGGGAUGGUUGCCCAGACUGGACGUGGCGGUGGUCUUUUUUCGUGGCUUGGAAAGAACUUUGAGUCGCUUAAGAGACCUAUCCCUAAGUACAACUACCCUACUGAAGCCACCCAAAAGUCCAUUGUGGAUCCGCUUUUGAAGAAGAUUGAUAUUGAGGACGUCAAGGCCCACUUGGCUAAGUUCUCGUCUUUCUACACUCGUUACUAUAAGUCAGACACUGGGUUAGAGAGUGCUAACUGGUUGCAUGAAACCAUUCAAGGUAUCAUUAAGGUGCUUCCAGAAGAUGCUGUGAGUAUCAGAAAGUUCAAGCACAACGGCUGGGACCAGUACUCUAUUGCGGUUUCUAUUAAGGGCCAGGUCGAAGAUAAGGUUGUGGUUGGAGCCCACCAGGAUUCCAUUAACCUUCUUUUCCCUACUUUGCUUAGAGCUCCAGGUGCCGAUGACGAUGGAUCUGGAACUGUGACUACUCUCGAAGCUCUUCGUUUGGUAAGUAAGGCAAUUGCCGCCGGUGAUUUCACUCCUUACAACACUUUGGAGUUCCACUACUAUUCUGCUGAAGAGGGAGGAUUGCUUGGCUCCAUUGACGUCUUUUCCCAGUACUCUGCUGAGAACGCCACCGUCGUGGGUAUGCUUCAGCAGGAUAUGACUGGUUACACUGCUGGUACGACUGAUGCUGGUGUCGAGCCACACUUUGGGUUGAUUUCAGACUACACAUCAGUUGACCUUAACGAUUUCAUCAAGUUGAUCGUGAAGGAAUACUGUGCCAUUCCUUUCCAUGAGACUGAAUGUGGCUACGCAUGCUCAGACCAUGCCUCCGCUUUGGAGAACGGCUAUCCAGCCAGUUUCUUGAUUGAAAGUGAGUUCAAGUACACCGCCAAGCAGAUCCAUCUGACUUUGGAUACCAUGGAUCGUUUGGACUUUGACCAUAUCAAAGAACACGUCAAGUUGACUGUUGGAUACGCAAUCGAGUUGGCCCUGGCCAAGAAGUUGUAA